GGAAUAGAUACCUCAUCAAUUUUACGUGUUAUCCUUCAUCUAGCCUCAGCAUUAAUCACUUGAUAGUCCCAAAAUAUAUGACCAGUGUUUUGAAGUCCUGUUACCCCUCAUGGAGGAGCAUAGACAGCCCACCAGUAUUCUCCAUCUAACUUUGUCCUGGGCAAUCCUUUCCAGUUGCUGUUCGUCCUUUCGAUAUGUGCUUCCAAUUCUCGAUACAGUGUGUUCUUUAGUCUUCCUCUUUUGCGCUUCCCUUGAAGAUUCCAAGUUAGUGCUUGCCUUGGAAUGCAGUUUGGUGAUUUCCGCAAUAUGUGUCCUAUUCGCUUCCAAAGUCUUUUCCUAAUUUCCUCUUCACCUGGAAGUUGGUUCUUUCUCUUCCACAGUAGUUUGUUGUUGAUAGUAUCCGGCCAACGGACAUUGAGUAUAUUGUGUAAACAACUGUUUGUAAAUACUUUUACUUUUUUGAUGGUGGUUGUGGUAGUCCUCCAAGUUUCAUCUCCAUACAGUAGAACUGUCUUGGCCUUCGUAUUGAUGAUUCUGUCUUUGACAUUGUUUGAAAUUUGUUUUGAAUUAUAUAUGUCUUUCAACUGUAGAAAUGCUGUCCUUGCUUUGCCAAUCCUUGCCUUUACGUCUGCUCCGGGUCAUCCACGUUCAUUGAUGAUGCUUCAUAGGUACGUGAAUGAUUCCACAUCUUCCAGUUUCUCCAUCAAGUGUGAUCGGGUUGGUGUUCUCCGUGUUGUAUUUGAGGAUCCAGCUUUUUCCCUUGUGUAUGUUGAGGCUUACUGCUGCACAGGCUGCUGCUAUAAUGGCUGCCUUAACCUGAAUUUUUUGGUCAGUCGGCACUAGCGCGUAGUUGGAGAAGAAUUUAGAAUAUUUUUAUUGGAAUUCUUACUCCCAUUCAACCUUGUUUAUUUGCCAUAUAAUUCCAUUCCUACUCAACCGUGUUCUGAUCUGGGGACUUGUCAAGUGAAGUAGUGUCCGAAGAAUACUAAGCCAUAAGAGUGAUCAUAACACUGGUAAGUUAGGAAGGUUGUCUGUUGUUGUUUAUCAUGUCUGCCUUUUUCAUUCCGUUUUCUUUCGCUUUCAACGACCAAUCACGACCAUUGGAUAGACCUUUUGUCAUUCUGUUUCUAAGUAGUUUUAGAUCCUCAUCGUUUUCUGAGUCUGAUGCGAGGAGUUUUCGAGCAUUUAUCAAUUGAACAAAUGCUACAGAAAUACACUGAUUUUUCCCAACCUUUUGGUUCAAGUCACUUGAAGAUAUCACUUCUGUUUUUCACAGCUAAUUGGAUUUAAUUUGAGCCUACAACACCUUGCUGAUUGACUUACUACUUCUUUAGUUGUUUCGGAGAUAUUUUUAAAACUUUUCCACUGUUAAGCGGAACCCCAAUUGGUCUUCCUUUUGGGGGGUUUCUGCUUCUAGGGAGGUGCAAAUAAACACUUGCCACACAUUAGAGCAUGAUCAGAAUCUUAAAAUGCGCUUCAGAAUGAAUGGGAUUGUUCUGUUGAGAUUUUGCAACUAUGCUUGAUGACAGUGCAGCUUAUUCAAUUCCAUCAUCGAGUCGGUUGUAGAGGUCACCAUUUCAAAUAGUGUCUGUUUUUAUACUUAACAUUGGCACUUGGUAAGAAUAAACAUUUGGAUGAGCGAAUUUUCAGCAGAUGAUUCUCAGUUUCUGUGCGUUUAGCUAGAUUACUGUAAGACCCAUUUAAUUGUCUCGUUGGCUUAGACUAUCUAUUCAAGUAUUAAAAUCAUGUGGUAAUAUUAUGAUAUAUGAGCGAUUGACUUUUUGAUCGAGAAUUGAAAGCUCUCUAUAACACUCAUCCUUUACUUCAUCGGAUUUGCAGUCAGUGGGAGCGUAGGCGUAGAUGGCGGCGAAGCAAUGGCGUGUAUCUCUAUAUCUCCUUUCCCUUGCGUUCUCGCACACAGGCGACUGGCUAUCGGAAUCAAGUUUACGAGAGCCUGUUCUGCUUUCAGCGAGGCCAUAAAAGGUGGUAGUCAAGUCUCCUGAUGCGCGAAGGAUAAAUCGCACCAGAUUUCUUUAUUGAGUAGGUGAGGUCAAGUUAAUUACUAAGCUCUGAUCUUGUUUGUGUAUUUUGGAAAAAUAGCAUAUAUCGAUAGCACAAAACUAGUGUUAUGAUUACUCUUAUUACCACCCAGCUACUCCUAUUGCUUAGUAUUCUUGGACAUUACUUCACUCGACAAGUCCCCAAAUCAGAACACAGUUGAACAGGAACGAAAUUAUAUUCCAAAUAACAUUGGUAAACGUAAUUAGGAAACACAAUAAGAAAAGUGUUAGUAUAUUUAUAUUUUGACAUAAGAAGAUUCUAGAUUCUAUUUCAAGUAUCGACUAUCGCUGAUUGGAUAAGAAAUAGUCAAUCAGCCUGUUCCAACGUAAUCAUGCACGGAACGUGCUUUAAUACAAUCUAUAUUCCGCUAACAUCGAUUUUCAUCUGAAGUCUAUUGCCCAAAUUGACAUGAGAAACAAACAAUGAAAACUUCAACAUAUAGUUUCGAGCUCUGUUUUCGAAGACCAGGAAUACAUUUCCGUGAACUCGAAUUUUUAUUAUUGGUGGCACGUGUAGAUAACGAUAGAGUUAUAGAACAAGAGUUAGUAUUGGGGAUAGAAAAAGUAUUAUGAAGUGACAAAGAGGUCCGCUCAUGGACAACAGAGUAUCGAGUAUGGGGGCGCUUAUGACUUUCCUGUUGCCCACAUCGUGGAAGGAUAUUUCUUGAUGGAUCCGAAUGGGAAACUAGGUUAGUAGAGAAAUCUUAGAUAACUGAGAGCGUGACCGCAAAGCCCAAGGGAUAACAGCUUAAGGCCGGUUACAUAAGGUACUUUUUUCGAUAAGUCUUUGAUGUAAUUAAGGUCCGUUCCUCUUCUCACUGAAAUACCUGUUUGUUCAAUUUUUUUUUCGAUACAGUACAGAAGUAACAAAAUAUAUGAGUUCAUUUAAUAUUAAAUUACAAUUGGUCCAUUGUAAGCAACAACUCACUCUUAUAUUUGAACGUUUGGGUCGUUAUCCUUUACUUUUAAAAGAAAUGGAACGCUAUUUAGAGGAGCCACAUGUUGAUCGACCCGACAUUCUUCGUGCAAUGAAUGUUUAUAGUGAAAUAACAGAAAGGUGUGCAAUCCUUAGAAAAUUUAAAGAGUAUGAUAUCAAUGUAUUGCUGUCAGUAAUAAAUGGAUGGCGAGGACCGCCUAUACAACAACUUGGUGACCCAAUUCUCACUCUACGUGUUCUCCUAGUUAACAUACAAGUAAACCAAUCAAUGAUAACCCUACCGGAUUUCAUCCAUAUAAAUGAUAUAUUAACAAGAAAAACACAAUUAUCAUUAUUGGUUAUAUUUCCUACCUGUGUACUCCUGUUGGCUAGAACAAACCAAACUAAUGUUUACGAUUAUACUGUCAAAAUACCAUUGAACAAUUUGGCUGUGAUUAGAUCAACCGAAAGUGAAACAGAUUUAGAUUUAUUGAUUAAAGAUCUUAAUUCCAUGAAUAUGGAUGUUAUUCCUUGUCACAUAACACUUGCAUGUACAGAUCAAAAUGCUAGAGAUCUUUUGGUAUCUACAUUAACUGACCUAAUACAAUAUCAGACCCAGAAUGAACAACAGUCACCAGAUAUUGAUCAAUGUCAUACAAAAAACGAGAGUAUUUCUUUGGAUUUCUUCAGUCAACCUGAUUCGAAUAGUUUGGACAAACAUGGAAAUACAUCUCUAAGUUCUUUACCUUUACGAAAGGACACACUAGAUAAUGAAAAAUUAAAAUCAUCAAAAAUAACAAGAGAUGAAAAUAAUCAGAUUGAUCAGCAUCAAUCAACACUGGUGAUGUCGACAUUGUCAAUGAAAGAUCCUCAAAGUUUCAAGUUUCCUCCUGACUCCACUGACAAUUUGGCUGUUCAACACACUUACACAAAAGAUAUUUCUAAAAUAUCCUUUGUCAAUAAUGAUAAUGCUGUAAAAAUCACAGAUAUUUAUAAUUUCAUCAGCAAUUCGACUAACAAUAAUGAUGAUAAUAAACGUCGCUUCUCUUCAUCAUUGAAAAAAAGUAAAGCUCUUAGACCAUUAACUGAACCAUCGAAUAUAUGUGCUGAAGAACUAAACAAUGAAAGUCAACAUCAUCAAUCAUCCGUUAUUGACCCUCAAUCAAAACAAAUCUUCACACCAGUGGAUAACACCUGCACAGUGGUUCUAACUUCAGAUGUAUUAACAUCAUCUUCAGGCUUACGUUUUUUACCGCAUAGAAUUACUACUAAUGCCCAUGUUCUCUGGUUUGAUAUUGAUAAAUCGAUAGUUGGUACACGACAGUCAUAUUCAACAUCGAUUGAUUUGCCUGGUAUUAUUCCUUAUAAAAAUAAUGAACAAUUAUCAUCUGAUAAUGACUUAAUUCAUGCAAUUCAUUGUCUUCGUGUCGAUGGUCCAUUAGAUUUUAAUAGAGACGAUAGAAUCGGUUCAGUUAAUGCAUUAAAUAAUUUGGGAUUGCUUAUUGAUCAGAAUAUUCCUGGUCUGUUGCUAGAUUUUUCUAUUUCGCACAAAAAUCAACACAACCGUGUGAGAGCUCAAAGUCCUAAGGUUACCGAUUCAAAUCGUCAGAAAAGUGCUAUCACUGCAGAAGAUGUAUUACGUUCAACUGGAAAAAUCCAUGAAAAUGAACUUCGAACGGCGGAUGAUACAAAAAUUUUACAAGUUAUUGAAGCAUAUUGCGCUAGUUCAUGGACACAUCCUAGUUAUCGAACAUUGGACUCUGUAAAAAAUGAAUGUCAAAUAGGUGGUCAAGGUAUUCUAUCGCCAGUUGAAAGCCGAACAUUAUUACAACAUUUCCGAUAUCCUAAAAAGCCGUCUACAUCAUUUCUAUCCACAUCAUCUUCGGGUAUGCAUUCAAGACAAGAACAAGGCUCACAUAUAACAGAUGCUUCCAUAUUUGAAUUGUCUCGACAAAGCUUACCUCUUUCUAUGUUUAGUUCGAAAGCAUCAUUGAAACGAUCUGAAUCAAAGAAUAAAUCACAAACGUGCUUAUCACAAGAUGGUACGGUUUGUUUGAAUCAGAAUAUGGCAGCUAAUGUGAUCAGUUCAAACAGUAAGAUUAUCUCCAGUGUUGCAACUAAUUCUAGUUGUACUAACUGUACUCCAUGCAAUUCUAAUCAAUCUUCCAGUUAUACGCAUAACAUACAAUGUGAAUCAAUUUUAAAAACAUUUUCACCACCUCCAGUAAUUCUACCAACACACAGUGGUCGACGUUAACUUAAUGAAUUAUCCAUGUUUAUUUUGUGAUCUAUAUUUGUUUACUUCAAUUUCAUCUCUAUCAUUACGGCUCAUUUCAUUAUUUUUAAAUUAAGGCAUUUAGUUAUUUACUUGUUUUGUUAUCGGAUUUAGUAUUUGUCAUUUGUUUAUUAUUAUCAUCAUUUAUUUACUUUUUCUUCUUUUAACACCUAAGCGAUAAUAUUCUCAAUAUCCUUAUAAUUUUCAUCAUUGUUUUUUAUUAAUGAUAAAUAUUUGUCUUUUUGUUCAAGUUAUUGAAUUUGUUUUAUUGUGUAUUCACUAUUCAAUUUAGCUGUUGAUGGUAUUGUUACUACAACAACAACUACUACUACUACUAGUACUAUUACUACUACUGCUACUACUACCACUACUAUUACUCCUAGUGAUAUUAUUAUUAUUAUUAUCACUAUUAUCUUUAUUAUUACCUAUACUGGUGACAUUAUUCUAUUAAUAAAGAUUGAAAUCAGUU
Schistosoma curassoni is the source of this 5720-nucleotide messenger RNA. The record is from the annotation of a GenBank genome assembly. Lineage: Eukaryota; Metazoa; Platyhelminthes; Trematoda; Strigeidida; Schistosomatidae.